AUGGAGAAGCUGUGUCAGACAGAUGUGCAGUACCUGUGCUAUUUGGGUACAGCCAUCACCAUCACUCUGCUGGUGUCAGCUUCUGUUGGAUACCACUUUGCUUACUGGCCCUGCAUGGUCCUCUUCCUUCAACUGAGAGCAUAUGUGGAGAGGAAGAUUGGCAGGAAGUGGAGGAUAAAAAAACGAAGAGCUGGGAAAGGAAAGGAGGACUUAGAAGUGGAGGAGGAGAUGAAAUAUGAUGCAUUUGUAUCCUUCAGUAGCCAUGAUGAAGCCUGGGUCUUUGGGGAGUUGGCUCCAAGACUGGAGGAGCAAGGCCACCCAAGGCUAAGACUCUGCCUGCACAACAGAGACUUUGAGGUGGGAAAAGGCAUAGUGGACAACAUUGCGGAGAGUAUCUACACCAGUGAGCGCACAGUGUGUGUGCUGACUCGGCGCUAUCUGCGCAGUGAAUGGUGCGGCCUGGAGAUGCGAAUGGCGACACACCGACUCCUAGAAGAACAGAAACAUCGCCUCAUCCUCAUCUUCCUCGAGCACAUCUCUCCCUUCGAGCUCAGUGCUUUCCACCGGUAA
This is a messenger RNA of Pygocentrus nattereri (red-bellied piranha), 570 nucleotides long. RefSeq names its product toll-like receptor 13. The record is from RefSeq and is a predicted model, not a curated record. The coding region runs from base 1 to 570 and encodes 189 amino acids. Gene Ontology annotation, cellular component: membrane. The transcript has 2 exons. Gene Ontology annotation, molecular function: transmembrane signaling receptor activity. Gene Ontology annotation, biological process: inflammatory response; immune response; toll-like receptor signaling pathway. NCBI's taxonomy places the organism in Eukaryota, Metazoa, Chordata, Actinopteri, Characiformes, Serrasalmidae.